UAACCCGCACCGCCACCGGAAUUAGCCAGCGUGCAAGACGGAUAAAGGACACAGCGUUUGCGUGUUAACAUUAUAAUUUGUUUUCGUUUUUCUUCUCCUGGCACUUUUUUUUGUGCUGCCGCAUCCUCGGUUCGUCUUUUGAUGAUGAGAUUGUCAAUGAGCAGACAGUGCGCGACUGAAGGAGAUGAGAAGAAGACGGAGCAGGCUCCCCCUUUCAGAAACCCGUUUGUGCACGUCUUGAAAUUCUCCCCUUUUGAGAAGGCGAAGAUUGCGCUAAUGACAGUCACACUGUUCCCCAUUCGUCUGUUCAUGGCAGCAUUCAUGAUGUUGCUAGCCUGGCCCUUUGCCUUCCUGGCCUCAGUGGGACGCUCCGAGACUGCCGUGGAACCCCAGUGCCUCUGGAGGAGACUGGUGGAUGUGGUUCUUAGGACCAUCAUGCGGGUCAUGUGGUUCGCUGGGGGCUUCCAUUGGAUGACGGUAAAAGGUCGAAGGGCGUUGCCUGCAGAAGCACCUAUCCUGACCUUGGCACCCCACUCCUCUUACUUUGAUGCCAUUCCAGUCACCAUGACAAUGGCCUCUAUUGUCAUGAAGGCUGAGAGCAAAGACAUACCACUCUGGGGUACACUGAUCAAGUACAUAAGGCCAGUGUUUGUGUCACGGUCCGACCAAGACUCCAGGAAGAAAACUGUGGAAGAGAUCAAACGCAGAGCCCAUUCUGGUGGGGAAUGGCCUCAGAUAAUGAUAUUCCCAGAGGGAACAUGCACCAACAGGUCCUGCCUCAUUACUUUCAAACCAGGGGCAUUUAUUCCUGCUGUACCAGUGCAACCAGUGGUUAUUCGCUACCCAAAUAAAAUGGACACAAUAACGUGGACAUGGCAGGGCCCUGGAGCGUUUGAAAUCCUCUGGCUGACGCUGUGUCAGCUCCACAAUGAGUUUGAGAUAGAGUAUCUUCCCAUCUACACGCCCUCAGAGGAGGAGAAAAAUAACCCAGCUCUUUUUGCCAUCAAUGUCAGAUGCCUAAUGGCCAAAGCCCUGGGGGUACCUAUCACAGACUAUUCAUUUGAAGACUGCCAGCUGGCCAUGGCAGAGGGCCAGCUCAGACUGCCAGUCGACACCUGUCUGCUGGAGUUUGCCAAGCUCGUCAGGAGACUUGGGCUUAAACCCCAGAACACAGAGAGGGUUCUGCAGGAGUAUGGCAGCAGAGCACGCAGGUUGGGCGGAGAGAAGCUGGGCUUGGAGGAGUUUGCUCACUACCUGGAUGUCCCCGUCUCAGACAUGCUGCGAGACAUGUUCGCUCUAUUUGAUGAACAUGAAGAUAACUGCAUGGAUAUCAGAGAAUAUGUGAUCGCAUUAUCUGUCGUUUGCAGACCUGCCAAAACUCUGGAUACGAUGAAAUUGGCCUUUAAGAUGUUUGAGGCCGAGGAGGAUGGUGCCAUCACAGAGACAGAGCUAGCAGUCAUCCUCCAGGCGGCUCUGGGAGUGGCUCACCUGAGUGUGUCACGCCUGUUCACCGCCAUUGACGCGGAAGACACGGGGAAGAUCACAUUUGACAAGUUCAGAAGCUUCGCAGAGCAACACCCGGACUUUGCAGAGGAGUAUCUGUACAUGGACAAUGCAGGCCUCCACAGUUGCCCCCACCACGACCACCAGACCAAGCCCAGCCUCUCCCCCACCGCCACGGAUGGCCCUGCCGCCACCAAAACAGCCAACGGUAUCUGUGCCGACUUCAGCCCCAAAGACCACGCUGGCUCAAUAGAUGGUCUCCUCAAGAAACACAACUGA
This is a messenger RNA of Lampris incognitus (smalleye Pacific opah), 1782 nucleotides long. RefSeq names its product lysophosphatidylcholine acyltransferase 1. The record is from RefSeq and is a predicted model, not a curated record. Lineage: Eukaryota; Metazoa; Chordata; Actinopteri; Lampriformes; Lampridae. Gene Ontology annotation, molecular function: calcium ion binding. The transcript has 14 exons. Bases 142 to 1782 code for a protein of 546 amino acids.